Messenger RNA from Conger conger (European conger), 854 nucleotides. RefSeq lists its product as uncharacterized. The transcript has 2 exons. The record is from RefSeq and is a predicted model, not a curated record. NCBI's taxonomy places the organism in Eukaryota, Metazoa, Chordata, Actinopteri, Anguilliformes, Congridae. Bases 1 to 801 code for a protein of 266 amino acids.
AUGCCCUCUGUGCUGGAGAGCGCAGCCCUCAGUCUGUGGGGAGACAUGAGCAGAGGCGGUUCCUCCGUGGGCCUGGGCCUUGGUUCCGCUGGACUACGGCACCAAAGCGCGACGAAGAGGAGCCGUGUCUUUCCCCACACCUGCCUGCUGUCUGCCUCGGUGCCCCCGCCAUCCCCUGCCCGCAGCGCGUGCCUCAGGGGCUCCCUCCGGCUGCCGUCGCUGACCACUGUAAGCCCCCUGCGCCAGAAGACCGCCUCGGCGGAGAGCAGUGUCAGGAAGGCUUUGCUGUACACUCCAGGAGAGCGCGCAGUUAUCGAGGGGUUUACGCGGAACUGCUGCCGACCUGGCCGCAAAAAGCCCCCACCUCCAAUUCUGCGCAAGUCAUGUGACGCAGGAGGGCGAAUCCAGAGCUCCCCGCCAGUAUACAUGCACUUCUCUUGCCCAAUCAGACCGGCCACAAAGCUUUCGGUGAAGCCGCUGCGCCAGAAUCUGUCCCUGUCAACAGAGCAAAGGGAGCUUCGCCCCUUGGUGAUGCAGUACCGGCAAGCCCCACAAGGGGGAACUCUAGCUGUGAGAGGAAAGCACUGCCUCCCAAGGCCUCCUUCUCCCCCAGUUACCACUGAGCCUGCUCGCACAGAGCUACAUGUAUUCCUGCCAACUGAGGGGGCAGGAGAGGAAGGGGACAAUGAGUCCGUGGACGAGGGGUUCAUGGAUGAGCUGGAUAGCAAGGUGACUUCUCUGAAGAACCACCAGGGGGAGCCCAAGACUUCUGCUCAUCCUGAUAAUGCCUUAUACUACUGAACGGGGCAACCAACCAGCGACUCAUUUUCUAGCAUAGUAAAUGUUUAUAAUCA